Molecule: messenger RNA, 1174 nt
Organism: Ziziphus jujuba (common jujube)
Lineage: Eukaryota; Viridiplantae; Streptophyta; Magnoliopsida; Rosales; Rhamnaceae
Product: probable carboxylesterase 5
Exons: 1
Coding region: 82-1017 (311 amino acids)
Molecular function (GO): hydrolase activity
Source: RefSeq, a predicted model, not a curated record
AUAAAUUUCUUUUCGUACCGAACUCUCUAUAUUCUCUAGAAGUGAAAGGAAAAAAAAAAAGGAAAAAAAAGAAAAAAGAAGAUGGUUUCAGAAUCCGAAAUUGUAUUCGAAUUCGGUCCCUAUCUUCGUGCAUUCAAAGAUGGACGUGUAGAAAGGUACUUCAACACCGACGUAGUUCCUCCUUCAGAUCAUGGCAAUGGAGUUUCUUCAAAGGACGUUCAGAUUUCUCAAGAAACCGGCGUUUCAGCUCGCAUUUUCAUCCCAAAUACCACCAUUUAUGCCAAUGCAGCAGGCCAAGAAAAGCUCCCACUUCUAGUGUACUUUCAUGGCGGAGGAUUCAUGAUUGGAUCACCCUUUUGCGCAAUGUAUCACAACCACAUCACUUCGCUUGUCAAAGAAGCUAAAAUCGUCGCCGUUUCGGUGGAUUAUCGAUUAGCCCCUGAGCAUGCAGUCCCCGCAGCUUAUGAAGAUUCGUGGGCUGCACUUCAAUGGGUUGCUUCCCAUGUUGAUGGUGAAGGACCCGAAGUUUGGCUCAACAAGCAUGCCAAUUUCCGGCGGGUAUUUUUGGCCGGAGACAGUGCCGGCGGCAACAUUGUGCACAACAUGGUGGUGAAGACAGGGGAAGAAGAACUGGCCGUGGGGAUGGAAUUUGAGUUGGUCGGGGCCUGUUUGGUUCAUCCGCAUUUUGAGAAAAAGGAAGGUGACGACGUGGAUGAGUGUUGGCGUUUUGUGUGCCCGACAACAAGUGGGCUUGAUGACCCGAGGAUGAACCCGAGUGUGGAUCCGAGAUUGGGGAGGCUUGGUUGCAGGAAGGUUUUGAUUUGUGCCGCUGAGAAGGAUUUGUUUAAAGAGAGGGCUUUGAAUUAUUAUGAGGCUUUGAGGAAGAGUCGGUGGGAUGGUGAAGUGGAGCUUGUAGAAACAGAAGGUGAAGAGCAUGUGUUCCAUUUGUUCAAUCCCAAUAGUGAGAAAGCCGUGGCAUUUUUGAGAAUUUUAGCUUUUUUCAUAAAUCAAAGCUAAUUAAUUUAGCACCGUAUGGUUCAUCAUAUUCUGCUUUUUGCCUAUUUAAAUAUAGCUUUCAAUUUCUUAUUUGGGUAUAUGUCUUUGGCAAAUAGCUUUUGGGUUUUCAAAGUAUCAUACAAAUGUAAUGCUUAAUUCAAUAGAGAAUUUUAUAAUA